Vidua chalybeata is the source of this 2032-nucleotide messenger RNA. RefSeq lists its product as uncharacterized. The record is from RefSeq and is a predicted model, not a curated record. NCBI's taxonomy places the organism in Eukaryota, Metazoa, Chordata, Aves, Passeriformes, Viduidae. The coding region runs from base 8 to 2032 and encodes 674 amino acids. The transcript has 2 exons.
GUUCCCAAUGUCACCCCCCCCCGUCACUGGUGACACGUUCCCGGUGUCACCCCCCCCCGUCACUGGUGACAAGGACCCGGCGGGUGGCACGGGCUCGGUGUCCCCCGCCCCGCGGGGCCCUGGGGACAGGGGCGGUGCCGGGGAGGUGACACCGUGCCAGGUGUCCCCACCCGGGGCCAUCUGCGCGCUCCUGAUAAGCGUUAUCGGCCCCUCCCCCACCGCAGCCGCCUCUGCCACCCCCGGGGGCCCCAGGGUCCCCCCAGUGCCACCGGUGUCCCCCCAGUGUCACCAGGGUCCCCUCAGUGUCACCAGUGUCCCCAGGGUCCCCCCAGUGUCACCAGUGUCCCAUCCCAGUGUCACCAGUGUCCCAUCCCAGUGUCACCAGUGUCCCAUCCCAGUGUCACCAGUGUCCCCUCAGUGUCACCAGGGUCCCCCCAGUGCCACCAGUGUCCCCUCAGUGUCACCAGUGUCCCCUCAGUGUCACCAGUGUCCCAUCCCAGUGCCACCAGUGUCCCAUCCCAGUGUCCCCAGGCUCCUGUCCCAGUCCCCCCAGUGCCACCGGUGUCCCCCCAGUGUCACCAGUGUCCCAUCCCAGUGUCACCAGGGUCCCCUCAGUGUCACCAGUGUCACCAGUGUCCCCCCAGUGUCACCAGUGUCCCCUCAGUGUCACCAGUGUCCCAUCCCAGUGUCACCAGUGUCCCAUCCCAGUGUCACCAGGGUCCCCUCAGUGUCACCAGUGUCACCAGUGUCCCCCCAGUGUCACCAGUGUCCCCUCAGUGUCACCAGUGUCCCAUCCCAGUGUCACCAGUGUCCCCUCAGUGUCACCAGUGUCCCAUCCCAGUGUCACCAGUGUCCCCAGGGUCCCCCCAGUGUCACCAGUGUCCCAUCCCAGUGCCACCAGUGUCUCCUCAGUGUCACCAGGGUCCCCCCAGUGCCACCGGUGUCCCCCCAGUGCCACCGGUGUCCCCUCAGUGUCACCAGUGUCCCCUCAGUGUCACCAGUGUCCCCCCAGUGUCACCAGUGUCCCAUCCCAGUGUCACCAGUGUCCCCUCAGUGUCACCAGUGUCCCAUCCCAGUGUCACCAGUGUCCCCUCAGUGUCACCAGUGUCCCAUCCCAGUGUCACCAGUGUCCCAUCCCAGUGUCACCAGUGUCCCCUCAGUGUCACCAGUGUCCCAUCCCAGUGUCACCAGUGUCCCAUCCCAGUGCCACCAGUGUCCCCUCAGUGUCACCAGUGUCCCAUCCCAGUGUCACCAGUGUCCCAUCCCAGUGUCACCAGUGUCCCCUCAGUGUCACCAGUGUCCCAUCCCAGUGUCACCAGUGUCCCAUCCCAGUGCCACCAGUGUCCCCUCAGUGUCACCAGUGUCCCAUCCCAGUGUCACCAGGGUCCCCCCAGUGUCCCCAGUGUCCCCUCAGUGUCACCAGUGUCCCAUCCCAGUGUCACCAGUGUCCCAUCCCAGUGUCACCAGGGUCCCCCCAGUGUCCCCAGUGUCCCCUCAGUGUCACCAGUGUCCCAUCCCAGUGUCACCAGGGUCCCCCCAGUGUCCCCAGUGUCCCAUCCCAUCCCUCCCAGUGUCCCCAGUGUCCCCAUUGCCCUCCCAGUUACCCCCCAAUGCCCCCACUACCCCUCCCAGUGCUCCCAGUUACCCCCCAGUGCCCCCCCAGUCCCUCCCAGUGCCCCCAUUACCUCUCCCAGUCCCUCCCAGUCCCUCCCAGUGCCCCCAUUACCUCUCCCAGUCCCUCCCAGUCCCUCCCAGUCCCUCCCAGUGCCCCCAUUACCCUCCCCAGUUACCCCCCCAGUGUCCCCAGUGCCCCUGUUACCCUUCCCAGUCCCUCCCAGUGCUCCCAGUUAGCCCCCAGUCCCUCCCAGUGCCCCCCAGUCCAUCCCAGUCCGUCCCAGUCCGUCCCAGUUGGGGCGUGGGGCCGGGCCCAGCGUUGUUUUUAUUGUCCAAAAUCAUUAAAAACCCAAAGCAGGAGAAAUUCCGCGUCCCGCCGGCCCCGCCCCCUCCCUCCGCGGCCCCUCCCCCGCGAUGA